CGGUCUCUCUUGAUGUCGGAAAUCAUUUCUAGCCGCAAAAGUAUAUUUCGGUUAAUUAAAAUUUCAUCUUAAAUUUUUUCCUCGAUAUAUUAUACAUUUAUUAAUUCUGUGGGACCAAAAGGAAACUUAUUUUUGUGCACUGGAAAAUCUGCUGUCAUGCCUGCUGGUCAAAUUGCUUGUUUUUGCGCAGAAACUCUUAACAGGGUUUGUACGAUCCGUAAAAGUCCUUAGGUAUUUCGGAAUCAAUUUUUGCUACGUCUAGUUGUCCCGUGUCCUUCUGCAACUCAUUGAGCAUUUGAAGGAUCCUGCGUCAUGGCAGCUACAAGGCGGCUACAGAAAGAACUGCAGGAUAUCCGUAAAGCUAAUAUGAAAUGCUUCCGCGAUAUUCGCGUUGAUGACACUAAUAUUCUCAGCUGGCAGGGGUUGAUCGUGCCGGACUGUGCCCCAUAUAGCAAGGGCGCUUUCAGGAUAGAGAUCAACUUCCCAGCUGAGUAUCCAUUUAAACCUCCAAAAAUUCUUUUCCGUACCAAAAUAUACCAUCCAAAUAUUGAUGAGAAGGGUCAGGUUUGUUUACCCAUAAUAAGUGUUGAAAAUUGGAAACCAGCUACCAAAACUGAUCAAGUCAUUCAGGCUCUAGUGGCAUUGGUAAAUGAGCCAGAACCAGAACACCCUCUUCGAACAGAUCUGGCAGAAGAAUAUAGCAGGGACAGGAAGAAGUUUUUCAAGAAUGCUGAAGACUUCACAAAGAAAUUUUCUGAAAAGCGACCAUCUGAUUAAAAACACUUUUCAAUACACACACACACACAUAUAUAUAUAUAUAUUAGGAUAUGCAACAAAUGAACUGAUUUAUCCAUGUGAUUUACUAUAUUUAAUUUUUUGUUACUUACAAAUAUCAUUUUGAGUGAUUGCAUUUUGAUUUUUUAAUUUCCUAUAUUAUUUAAUUCAGUUCUAUUUGUUGUGCCAUUUUUUUCUUUUGUAAUGCUUAACUUAGUAUUUGGUGGGUCUUUGGAACACACGUACAGUUGUUAGAAAUCUUUUGUUCCUGCUUUUAAAAAGCAUAGAUUUCUUAGACUUUGAAAAUGGUUGCAUCAAACAAUUUAUAUAAUUUAAAUUUUUGUUUGAAUGGAAAACAAGUUUUAAAGCACUCAGGUUCAGUGUUAUAUAAAAGUGAAUUUUUCUUUGCAUGUCAUCAACAUAAAUAAAUAUGUACUUUUAGUUCAAUUUUAAUGAAAAACUAGAUAUAUUGCUAUAUUUUCAAAGAUUAAUAAGAAAUAAGAACAUUCAAUUUCAUUAUUUUGCUUUUUUCCUUUUCAUGUUCUUUUUAUUAACUUUGAACUGUGGUUUUUAAUUAAUAUUUUGAACUACAUUUUUAUAAUGCAGGUAAUUUUGUAGAAAUACAAUGCCACCUUUUUUUUAUUAUUAUUUUUUUAAAGCUAGAUGCCAUUUUUCAACUUGCCGAAAUUUAUACUAAAUUUUUGGUUGACCUAGUCAUUUAGCUGUGCUAGUUAGUGUUCUGUUUCAGAUUAUUUUUUGAUACUCAAAGCAUAAGAUUGAAGAAAUGUAUCAAUCUCUUCCUUCAGAGAUCUGUGAUUGUAAUUGUUUGUAUUUUUAAAUUAUAACUUAAGGCAGGAGUGUGAAUUGGAUUUACAAUAAUUAGUUUUGUAGAUACAAUAAUUGAGAAAAAAAGAUUUCACUUUUGAAAAAUUGUAACAUAUCGUGGAAAAUUAAGUACUGUCUGUUUUAUAGAUUAAUAAAGUACUAUGUUUCUUUGUCCAUCACUUCUCCUUAUACUGGUAAAAUUUAUAUACAAUGUAUUUCAAUAUAAUUGAAUAAAAUUGUUCUCAAUAGUAAA
Stegodyphus dumicola is the source of this 1852-nucleotide messenger RNA. RefSeq names its product ubiquitin-conjugating enzyme E2 L3 pseudogene. The record is from RefSeq and is a predicted model, not a curated record. NCBI's taxonomy places the organism in Eukaryota, Metazoa, Arthropoda, Arachnida, Araneae, Eresidae.